Molecule: messenger RNA, 318 nt
Organism: Lactuca sativa (garden lettuce)
Lineage: Eukaryota; Viridiplantae; Streptophyta; Magnoliopsida; Asterales; Asteraceae
Source: RefSeq, a predicted model, not a curated record
AUGGCUUCCACCUCCUACCUUUACAUUUUCGCAAUUGCACUAUUCUCAAUUACAACAAAUGAGAUGUGUUUUGCUUCCCGCAAUUUGCUGCAAGCAACCACAUUCCCGACACUGCCACAACCACAGAUACCAACAAUCCCGACAAUGCCACAGCCACAGAUACCAACAAUCCCGACAAUGCCACAACCACAAAUGCCCACCAUCCCUAACAUGCCCAAAGUUUCCUUGCCUCCAUUGCCUUCUAUGCCUACCAUCCCUAACUUUCCAACAACUGUUCCCAAUAUUCCUUUCUUUGCUCCACCACCUUCCAAGAAGUAG